CACGUGGGAUUUGUCAAUUCAAAACGAAAAAUCUCACUAGGACAAAACAAGCAAAAACAAAGGGAAGUUCUCAUAGUCGGAGAGAGAACAAGAAAAUGUAUGUGACGAGGCCUCUAUCCCACUACCUGAGGUCCCCUGAAUCACUUUCACUGCCACCAGAAGGCCCGAACUCCGGUUAUUUAGUGAUACAGGACGAGGAAUCAGAGACGACUACUUGUUUCGGAUUGUGCAAAAACCGGUAUCUGAUAGAUCUCCCCUUCCCUCAGAACAAGAACUUAACUGUUCGGUACUCGUCGGGCGGGGGCGAGAACCGGCAUGUUUCUCAUGAUGACGCAACCUUCAUUCCAGUUCUCAAUCAGCCCCUUUCUUCGAACCGGUAUUAUGCAAUUAAGCCCCACGGAUCGCGUAAAGGGGAAGCAUAUGCAUGUUCAAGGGAGGAAGACAUGACCCCUUGUUGUUUCUGCAACUGCAUUAAGGAUGUCUACCCAAGACCCCUUAACCCCAAUGACAUAUACCAGCAAUUUGAGAUAUUCCCCUGUAAUAGAGGCUGCAGAAAUGGUGGUACAUUUUCUGCAAAAUCAGUUGCACCAGAUGGGUUCCCUCCCCACUUCCUCAGAAGAAGAGGGUGGGAAAUUUUCACCAAAACCCCCAAAACCUAUGAACUUGGUGAAGCCCUAGGCAUCAAUACUACCCUUCGUGCCCGGCUCCCGAAUUUUGAUUCUCCCGUUGUUGUGGGGAAAUGGUAUUGUCCUUUCAUGUUUGUAAAGGAUGGAAAUUUGAAGGAUCAAAUGAAGCAAUCAUUGUUUUAUGAGAUGACACUUGAGCAAAGGUGGGAAAAGAUUUUCGCAUGUGAAAACAAUUUCAGUAGUAAAGGGAAAUCUGUUUCUGUGGAAGUUGAAGUCCAGAGGGAAGUGGCUUUUGUGGAUGGGAGCGAGGCAGUGUGGGAUGAGAAUAGGGUGGUUGAUGGGGUGGUUUGGUUUAGGGGUUCUGGUGGUGAGGAACAAGUAAAUAUUGGUCUGAGUUCAUUGAUUGUUGAUAGAAUGAAGUGGGAGGAGGAGAGAGGAGGGUGGGGGAGGGAGGAAAAUAUACAAGUGAGGGUGAAUAGAACAGAGGAGUUUGGAGGGAUUGGUGGGGUGUGGAGUAAGUUUCGUUGUUAUGUGUUGGUUGAGAGAUUUGUGUUGAAAAGAAUUGAUGGCAGUGUUGUGUUAACCUUUGACUUCAAGCACACUCAUGUGAUUAGGAGCAAAUGGGAAUGAAAUGUGUAUGAAAUCCUCAAAAAGUGUCAUUUAUCCUCCCAUUUGGUGUGUAAAUUGCGAUUUUUUUCAGUUUGGGCAAUAAAAGAAAAGGAUACGUGCUAUACCAAAAUUUUAGUGUUUGUUUUGAUUUGGUUUUUAUUUAGACCUUUGUGGGGGGGUUAUGUAUUCAUGUGUUUGAUCUGGUUGUAAAAUGUACUGGUGUAUCUAGUGAUUUUCACAAGAAGAAUAUUAGGGUAAUGUACAUUUUUGUUUGA
This is a messenger RNA of Rhododendron vialii, 1510 nucleotides long. RefSeq lists its product as uncharacterized. The transcript is spliced from 2 exons. The coding region runs from base 96 to 1256 and encodes 386 amino acids. NCBI's taxonomy places the organism in Eukaryota, Viridiplantae, Streptophyta, Magnoliopsida, Ericales, Ericaceae. The record is from RefSeq and is a predicted model, not a curated record.